Messenger RNA from Caenorhabditis elegans, 989 nucleotides. It is a transcript of the gene F10C5.3, whose product is annotated as Ovule protein. The record is from RefSeq and is marked reviewed. The transcript has 3 exons. The coding region runs from base 190 to 594 and encodes 134 amino acids. NCBI's taxonomy places the organism in Eukaryota, Metazoa, Nematoda, Chromadorea, Rhabditida, Rhabditidae.
CCUUCUUCUGUUUCCCAUUUCCAAACCUUGAUUUUCUUUCAGUUUUCUGAGGAAUAAAAUGUCCGAAGAUCCUUGGAAUCAAGAUAUCGUUGGAACUUGAGAAAGUUGUUGCACAAUUCUUCUCAUCGAAAUUAUAAUCAAAAUGGUGUACAUAUCCUAGCUUAGCCACCCGCACAUAGACAGCGUCGUAUGUCACCUACACACAUCCCUCACCUGACCUUUGCUCAACAUGUUUGCAAUUCCAUUGCACCAACUAACUCUACACUUAUUUUGAAACCAUAUAAUAUCCCUCUCCACAUCUACCCACACCUACUCAACAACACUCUACUCCGUCUCCAAGACACCACCCGCAUAUCCCUCAUUACUCUUCAUCUCAGGACCUCUAUCUUGUACAGAAUAUCGUAUCGGUUUGCACUGAAAAGUCAAGAUCCACUGAUUUCCAUUUUCACCAACAUCCAGAUGAUCUUCGCCACGUACCUGGAACAGGCGAUGCAUGUUCAGGAUGGUAGUGGCAGAAGAUCCAUCCAUCGUUGUGGUGCUAUGUAUUUAUUUUUCUCUCCGUUUAGUUUAGUUUUUUGCUAUUCAAUAGCUUAAAGAUUUAUAUUCCAUGACCUCAACUGAUGUACAUAGUUCCAUUAAUAUUUAGUUAAUACCAUUUUUUCUUGUAAUUCCGUAUUUUAAGUAUUAUUCUACUACAUUCCAUGCUUGAUCAAUUUUCGAGAAAACUAUGAAAUUCUCCCUGCUUUCUGCGUAAUAAUCCUAGUUUUUGGGAAAUUAAUCGAUAAUACGGAAAGUUGAUUUCAAGUUCUUGUUACCCAUCACCCAGAUUCCAAACUCCCGAUGACUUUUCCACUACCUCAACUGGCCCCCACUGGGUAAGGUCAUAAUAAUGGUAAUGGUCUAAAGCCAUCGGAUUGGUAUCUACCUCUUAUUAAUACAACUACCUAUAUUUUGUACUAUUACCUCUAAUAAAUAUUUUUAUCCCAGAA